Molecule: messenger RNA, 3515 nt
Organism: Heterocephalus glaber (naked mole-rat)
Lineage: Eukaryota; Metazoa; Chordata; Mammalia; Rodentia; Bathyergidae
Source: RefSeq, a predicted model, not a curated record
UGGCACUUGGCAAACAAGAUGUCGUACCUUUUAAACAAAUAAUUCAUUAGGUAAUUAAAUUCAAGUGAGAUUACCCUAAUUAAAUAUACACUGCUGUUGAAUCAUAAUUUCUAUUGGCCUAGUUAAAGAUGAACAGGCUCUUAUUCCUAACCAAAAAAGAAAGAAAGAAAAAAAAGAAAACAGAAAGAGAAAAAGAAAGAAAGAAAGCUUUGCAAGAAUCCCCUGUGACAAGAGGGCCAGAUUUGAAUGCUCUCCAAGGAAGUCGUUUCAAGAGAGAAAAGCCAGCAAACUCAGCGAGGGGCUGGCUGUGCAAGACUAUGCUGGUGACUGCUCCUCAGUUAGAGAGACCCCGUGACGGCAGGACGCCCUGCUCCGGGCCGGGCCUCCAGAGCCCUGUCCUCCAGGCCUCAAGGGCAGCACAGAGCAGCAACAGCUAAAGGAUCCCAGGACCCCAGGGAAACGCAGAGCGAGCGCCCACAAGGCUCCGCCCGCCCAGCUCCCCUUGGGCGGCUCAGGGCUGCCUCCCCACCCUCUCACCCAGGGCUUUGAUCUGCGACUCUGGCUGGGGAGAGCUGACAGCCGCUGCAUGGCAGCCCGGCUUUCAUUUGUCAGACACGCGUUCGCUGGUGUACGGAGCAGGCUGCAACACCUGUACUGCAAGAAUUUACAUCGCCUUGCUCCGGGAUGGCAUUGAUUUGGGACGGGUGAAAUACAAACACAAACUAAUUAAAAACUGCAUAAUGGAGCCCUACAGGAACACCGCAGAAAACAAAUAAAUACAAGCGCAGCUGGCACGGCAAUUGUGCCUCUGCCCCGGAGCAACCGUCUGGUGACAUCAAAUUAUAAACCCUGAAAAUGCUCGCCGUCGCUGCCGAUCCUGUCGGAGGCGUAAUGGAGAUGAUCUGGUUAAUUAAGGGGAGAUUUAUAAAAUAUUUACGUGUGUGCACACGCAUGUAAUGCGCUUCCUGUGACACUCGGGACAGCCACACUGUGGUCCUGCAGGCCCCACCGCGCUCGCUGGAGCUCAGGCCACUCUGAGGGCUUGGGGACCGUCCUACUGUGACGCCUGGGGAUCAUUCUGUGCCUCUGGGCCUGGGGGCUGGGUGUUGCCUCCCUGAGCUCCCGGCGACUCCAGCCACAAGCACAGAGGGCCUCACUCACGGGUCCAGGCCUCGAGGGGCCCGGGUGCCCAGACGGUUCCACGCGUGGGGCUGCAGUCUGCGCUCGGCGAGGGUCUCCUUGGACACCACCGACCACCCAGUACUUGUCCAUGGCCCGGUCCCCAGCGGGUGACACCCCAGCUCCUACUGGGGAAAGGUGCAGAGUCCUGAUGAUCACUACCCAGACUCCUAAAGCAGGGCGCGGCCGGGCGGAGGCCGGGCUGGGGUCCACGGCACAGUCCACGCGUGGAUGACAACGCGCAAGGAAGACAACCGGGGCCACAUGGAUGCGGGGGCCCUGACUCCAAAUGUCCCCUCCCCAGCCUCCUCUUUCUCCUUUGAGGCCUCUGGGCAGCAGAACCUCGGAAUCCUGGAGAAUUAUUUCGGGGUUUUCACUUAGAAACCCCCGGGGCCGGGGAAGACUCCGUCCUGGGAGGGUGGUGGACAGGAGGGCAGUUCUUGGUAAAGGACCCAAAGGAGCCCGAAACUUGAAAACCAGCGCGCCUUUCCCUACCAGCGCUCCCCGCCCGCCUUGCUGCGGCUCUGCCCACGCACCCGGGUGCACCGGGUCCCCAGCCGAAGUCCGGUCUCCUCCACCGCCGGCGUCAGGGCCCUCUGCAGGACUUGGCAGGGCGGAGCUCAGAUCUCACCUCGCAGCGACCCCUAGGUCCGCUCAGGGAGGCGGCUUCGGAGGCGGUGGGUCGGGGAGGGGCCUGGCUCGCGGGUCCCCCGCCCUCCCGACGUCUUCCUCCGCUUCGCUGGGGAGCCCGGACCCGCUCGUCCUCUUGGGCCAGCAGAGACCAAGCAAGCCGGGCUCGCAGUACGAACUCAAGGACAACCCCGGGGUGCACCCAGCCACCUUCGCAGCCCACACGGCCCCAGCCUAUUACCCCUAUGGCCAGUUCCAGUACGGGGACCCCGGGAGGCCCAAGAACGCCACGCGCGAGAGUACCAGCACGCUGAAGGCCUGGCUGAACGAGCACCGCAAGAACCCCUACCCCACCAAGGGCGAGAAGAUCAUGCUGGCCAUCAUCACCAAGAUGACCCUCACGCAGGUCUCCACCUGGUUCGCCAACGCGCGCCGGCGCCUCAAGAAGGAGAACAAGGUGACGUGGGGGGCGCGCAGCAAGGACCAGGAGGACGGUGCCCUUUUCGGCAGCGACACGGAGGGCGACCCCGAGAAGGCCGAGGACGACGAGGAGAUAGACCUGGAGAGCAUCGACAUAGACAAGAUCGACGAGCACGACGGGGACCAGAGCAACGAGGACGACGAGGACAAGGCCGAGGGGCCGCGCCCGCCCGCAGCCCCCAGCGCCCUGGCCCGGGAGCGGGGCUCGCCGCUGGCGGCGCCGGACGUGCUCAAGCCCCAAGACUCGCCCCUGGGCCUGGCCAAGGAGCUCGCAGAGCCCGGCAGCACGCGGCUGCUGAGCCCGGGCGCCUCGGCCGGCGGCCUGCAGGGCACACAGCACAGCAAGCCGAAGAUCUGGUCGCUGGCGGAGACGGCCACGAGCCCCGACGGCGCGCCCAAGGCGUCCCCGCCUCCUCCCGCGGGCCACCCCGGAGCUCACGGGCCCCCCACGGGCGCGCCGCUGCAGCACCCCGCCUUUCUGCCCAGCCACGGACUGUACACCUGCCACAUCGGCAAGUUCUCCAACUGGACCAACGGCGCGUUCCUCGCGCAGGGCUCGCUGCUGAACAUGCGCUCCUUCCUGGGCGUCGGGGCGCCCCACGCCGCGCCCCACGGGCCGCACCUGCCCGCGCCGCCGCAGCCACAGCCGCCGGUCGCCGUCACCCCCGGGCCACUCCACGUGGACAAGGCCUCGGCCCGCGCCAGCCCUGCGCCCCCAGAGAGAGACCUGGUCCCCAGGCCGGACUCGCCGGCGCAGCCGCUCCAGUCGCCCUUCCAGCCGGUGCGCGACAACUCGCUGGCCCCGCAGGAGGGGACGCCGCGGAUCCUGGCUGCGCUCCCGUCGGCCUGAUCGGGGCCGCUCUCACUUCUCGGGGGGAGGGGAGGCGUUGGGGAGGGAGGGAGGGGGCCGGGAGCAAUUACGACAAAUAUUAAGGACUGGUGUAAAGGACGACUGCGACCGGGACGUCAAGAUCCUCUCACCCAUCGCUUGCUGCAGAAAGGGGCUCGUCCGGUCCGCGUGGCCUCUCCGCCUGCGGCUCGGCUCGGCAGCGGUCACGCGCGGGCCGGCUCGGGUGGACGAUCUGACCCCGCAGACGCCCCACGCGCUUGUGUCUUCUUUUCCUUUGUUUUCCUUUCUGUAUAUAGAGUGAUUUCAGAUUGUAAAUAGCGCGUCAGCGAACUCGUCUAAAUCAUAUAUUUUUGUCUAAUAAACUAAGUGAAACGAA